This is a messenger RNA of Cygnus olor (mute swan), 3692 nucleotides long. RefSeq names its product BAR/IMD domain containing adaptor protein 2 (gene BAIAP2). Gene Ontology annotation, biological process: actin crosslink formation; plasma membrane organization; actin filament bundle assembly. The record is from RefSeq and is a predicted model, not a curated record. NCBI's taxonomy places the organism in Eukaryota, Metazoa, Chordata, Aves, Anseriformes, Anatidae. Gene Ontology annotation, molecular function: cytoskeletal adaptor activity; protein binding. Gene Ontology annotation, cellular component: nucleoplasm; cytosol.
CGCUCCGCUCCGCACUGCCCGGCCCCGCUCCGCACCGCCCGGCCCCGCUCCGCACCGCCCGGCCCCGCUCCGCUCCGCACCGCCCGCCCAUGGUGCUGCCCGGCCCGCCCGGCAUGUCCCGCUCCGAGGAGGUGCACCGCCUCACCGAGAAUGUCUACAAGACAAUCAUGGAGCAGUUCAAUCCCAGCCUCAGGAAUUUCAUUUCUAUGGGGAAGACCUAUGAAAAAGCCUUAGCAAGUAUGACAUACGCAGCAAAAGGAUACUUUGAUGCUCUGGUUAAGAUGGGAGAGCUGGCCAGCGAAAGCCAAGGAUCCAAGGAACUGGGAGACGUGCUCUUCCAGAUGGCAGAAGUCCACCGGCAGAUCCAGAACCAGCUGGAGGAGAUGCUCAAGUCCUUCCACAACGAGCUCCUGACGCAGCUGGAGCAGAAGGUGGAGCUGGACUCGCGCUACCUGAGCGCUGCGCUGAAGAAAUACCAGACAGAGCAAAGGAGCAAGGGCGACUCGCUCGACAAGUGCCAGGCAGAGCUGAAAAAACUCCGCAAGAAAAGCCAAGGAAGCAAAAACCCCCAGAAGUACUCGGACAAGGAGCUGCAGUACAUCGAAGCCAUCAGCAACAAGCAAGGGGAGCUGGAAAACUACGUCUCGGAUGGGUACAAGACGGCUCUGACGGAGGAGAGGAGACGGUUCUGCUUCCUGGUCGAGAAGCAGUGUGCGGUGGCGAAGAGCGCCAUCACCUACCACGCCAAGGGGAAGGAGAUGCUGACGCAGAAGCUCCCCCUGUGGCAGCAGUCGUGCUCCGAUCCCAACAAGAUCCCGGACCGCGCCAUACAGCUGAUGCAGCAGAUGGCUGCCAGCAGCAAUGGCACCAUCAUGCCCAGCCCUCUGUCUACAUCCAAGUCCAACCUCAUCAUCUCUGACCCCAUCCCCGGUGCCAAACCUCUCCCUGUCCCCCCGGAGCUGGCACCUUUUGUCGGACGCAUGUCGGCACAGGAGGCCUUGCCGGUGGUGAACGGAGCCUCAGGCCCAGACAGUGACGAUUACAACCACUGGGCUGAGGUGAAGCCAGCACAGCCCAAAUCUUUAUCUCCUCCCCAGCCUCAGAAGCAGCUGAGCGACUCUUACUCGAACACGCUUCCAGUUCGCAAAAACGUGCCGCCGAAAAACAGCUACGCCUCAGCCGAAAACAAGACGCUGCCGCGCUCCAGCUCCAUGGCCGCAGGGCUCGAGAGGAACGGCAGGACGAGGGUGCAGGCCAUUUUCUCUCACGCUGCCGGAGAUAACAGCACCCUCCUGAGCUUCAAGGAGGGCGACCUCAUCACGCUGCUGGUGCCGGAGGCCAGGGAUGGGUGGCACUACGGGGAGAGCGAGAAAACCAAACUGAGGGGCUGGUUUCCUUUCUCCUACACGCGUGUCCUCGACAACGAUGGCAGCGAGCGGGUGCACACAAGCCUGCAGCAAGGGAAGAGCAGCAGCACGGGCAACCUGCUCGACAAAGACGACAUCGCCAUCCCGCCGCCCGACUACGGCAUGUCCUCGCAAGCCUUCCCGUCGCAGAACGUCAACACCUUCAAGCAGAGGCCGUACAGCGUGGCCGUGCCCGCCUUCUCCCAGGGUCUCGAUGACUACGGGACGAGGUCGGUUAGCAGAAACCCCUUUGCCAACGUCCAGCUGAAGCCGACCGUGACGAACGACCGCUCGGCUCCGCUCAUCAGCUGAGGCCGGGAGCGCUGCCGCCGUGCCAGGUGGCACACGCCGCCUCCUCAUCGCCCGGUGCAUGUCUGCCUCCCCAGAACUUCAUUUUUAGGCAGAGUUUAUUUAAUCCUGCUGCUUUGAAAGCCAAAGGCUAAAGCUAGUGCCCUAAUUCUCGCCCUUCUCUAGGUCCUUACUCCUCUCGGAGGCAGAGGGUUAAACCGCUGCCCCUGGCCUGACCCCUGCUUGUGCAGAAGGGAGCGCGGCGCUCUCGGCACCUCUCCUGUAGCCAGGUUUGCUUCUAGGAUUAGCAGCAGAUCGCAAGGAUGGGGAGAACGGCCUCAGCUGGCAGCUCCCCAAGGGCUCCCUGCUCUCCGGGGUGCAGCAGCAAUGGCAGAAGGGAGAUGGGCCCCCCCCCCCGGCCGGGCGGGAGCCCUCAGGCAGGCAGGAGAGCCCCGGUUCCCCACAAGCCAAGGGGGGGGGGCCGAGCCCCACAGCCAGUGCCCGGCCUCCUGCGGGACCUCGGCCGCUGGUGCCAGCGCUGCAGCCUGGGGACGGGGCCGGCCUCUGCUCCUGGAGCUGCUGCAGCGCCACGGCAGUGUGCACAGCGGGGUGUCACGGUACUGCUGUAAGAUAUAAGCUAGGGAAAUACUUGAGGAGGGGCGGGCUCCGUGGAUGUGCGCCGUGGGGUGCCUGGGGUGGAAGCGGUGCCCAGGCCACGGGGCACCUGGUGUUUGAAGGAGCGCUCCCCUACAGGCUUGCCCCUUGAGCCCUCUUGCUUCGCUGGUUUCCCUUCCUCUAUUCCAAGGUUGCAUGAGACCGAUAUAUACACACACAUAUACUCGCUGAGCUUACUGCUAGGGUGCGCGCCCACGAGCGAGCGCGCUGCACGGCGUUGGCUGCGCAGAGCUGCCGGCAGGAUGGGGCACGCUGCCCCGAGCACCUCCCCCCCCCCCGGCCCCCACCCUCCUCGCAGGAGGAGCAGGAGCCGCUGUGGGACCGGGGUGUGCUACCCAAAUGGGAAUGGGUUUUCUGAGCAGGAUCUGCAUCUUCGCUGCGCCAGCAGCCGGGUGCCUGCGGCUGGCACCAGCGGGGCACACAGGGCGGUGCCCUGCGGUCCUGCCUCCCGCUCUAUUUGCCUUUUUGCACUUUUUAAUUGCUAGAUCUCAGAGGACCCCUCGGUGGUUGCUUUGACAGUAGGUUUAGCCCAGGUAGCAAAGAGACCCGAAUGCCUCGGCCGCUGUCUGUGGGGGUUCCACAUUAGGGCUGCUUCCCAGUUAGGCUCGAUGGCUGAUUGCUGCUGUGCCCCUCCCGUGGUUUGCGGGAGUUCCGUGGUGCAGAGCAUCUUCUCCUGGGACCAGCAGGCCCCUGUCUGCUCCCAAGGGCACAGUUCUCUCCUGGCCAUGGCACGGUGUCCCCAGCACCCCGCUCACCAGAGCUCACCUCCUGCUUCCUCUGCUGCGCAUCCCUGGGGUGGUCACCUCCAGCUCCACGGCUGCCACAUCGUGCAUGGGAAGCUGCCACCGCCUUGGCCCGAAGUGUGUCCAAACCAAUAACACUCCGAAAUGCAGUGCCGGGGGCUGUGCAGCGCCUGCUGUCCAUGCCCAUGCCGCAGGCGGGGGGAGAUCAGCCGGGGGCUGGGGGCAGCCGUGCGGUGCCAGCCAUCGCCGUGCCUGCUUGGGGGGGGGGUCCCACCAGGAGCUAGGGGGGCUCCAGCCAGUGUGAGGGCCACAGGCAGACGGGGGCAAGGGGAAGGGGCUCCACUGGGGCACGGGGCCACAGGAUAGGGCUGUGGGCUUGUGGCCAGGCAGGGGUCAGGCACAGGGUCCACCUCGCCGCUGGCCCCGCGUCGUCCUCUUCCAGCCCCACACCAGGGGCUGCCGCCCCCGGGGCUUCACUGCACCUCCUGGCUUGGUGGCACCUGCAAGAUGUAACCUGAAAGAAUUUUUUUUAUAGAAAAAGUAAUUUAUGAGCAAUAAAAUUUAUCCCCCCCACACACAC